AUGGGUGCUCUGGAUCAUCUAUCUAAUAUCUUUGAUUGCUCAAGUGGCCGAAGUUCCAAGCUCAGGAAACGCAAGCAAUUGCAGAGUCAUGAAAUACUCGCCGGCCGGACAGGAAAAUACCCGGUUCGGCGAAUGGCCGGCGUUCUCAGUCCCACCACGGUGGAGAUAAAGGUGAAGAUAGACUGUGAAGGAUGCGAGAGAAAGGUGAGAAGAGCUGUGGAAGGAAUGAAAGGAGUGAACUCAGUAGAAGUGGAGCCCAAGCAAAGCAAGCUCACUGUCGUUGGAUAUGUGGACCCUCAAAAAGUUGUGAGCCGUGUGGCUCAUCGGACGGGCAAGAAGGUGGAGCUGUGGCCUUACGUUCCAUACGACGUCGUAGCACAUCCCUACGCACCUGGUGUGUACGAUAGGAAGGCCCCAGCUGGGUACGUGCGAUAUGCUGAGGACCCACAGGUUUCUCAGCUUGCACGUGCGAGUUCCACCGAGGUACGGUACACCACUGCCUUCAGUGAUGAAAACCCCGCUGCUUGUGUUGUAAUGUGA
Messenger RNA from Ilex paraguariensis (yerba mate), 540 nucleotides. Lineage: Eukaryota; Viridiplantae; Streptophyta; Magnoliopsida; Aquifoliales; Aquifoliaceae. The record is from the annotation of a GenBank genome assembly.